Chiloscyllium plagiosum (whitespotted bambooshark) is the source of this 11440-nucleotide messenger RNA. The record is from RefSeq and is a predicted model, not a curated record. NCBI's taxonomy places the organism in Eukaryota, Metazoa, Chordata, Chondrichthyes, Orectolobiformes, Hemiscylliidae.
CCCAGUCGAAUUCAUGUUGCUUGUUGUCUGCGUGUAAAGGAGCCACUCCCUCCUUUACCUAAGUGCCUGUUGCGUUCCAAGUCUGAAACAUGCCCACACUCCAGAGUAACUUCCUGUUCACUCUUGCGCAAAGCUCUAAAGGAACGGGUUGCCCCUGUCGUCAUAAUGCCUCGACUUCGCGCGCAUUGUUUGGUGCAAGCGGCGGAAACGUUUGUUCCGAUUGGCCGGGAUCGCGAUGGUGAUUGACCAAUGGUGUUCGGUGGUGGGUGAGAGCGCGAAGUGGGUUGUGUAGUUGAUGACGGAGGAGGUGAAUGUUCUGGAAAGUUGGCGUAUCUGAAGAAUUCUGAUUUUAUCAUUUGGAAUAUCUGAAUUUAAAAUGGGUUCCAUUUCACUGAACUACCAAGAAUAAUGUUCUAUUGCAUCACUGAGUUAGAUGUUAGAGCAGAAUUCAAGGAAUGCCAUGUAUGAUUUUGCAGUCUCCUGUCGAGAAGAUUUGGGACCAUUAUGUCAAAAUUGGUUUGAGGAACUUAGUUUGUCGGCAGCUUCUAACCAUCUUAAACAACCUAGAAAUGACACUCAUAGCUUUAUUUCAAGUUAUUUCAAAACACCGUGGCAGAAGCAGACUCUGCACAGCCAGCUGGAUUGUACUCCUUCAAUUUUCAGUGGUCUAACUUUAAUAACUCCGUCAGUAUCCAUGACAGAAAAAGGGACAGAAGAAACUUGGUUGAAAGGGGGAAACAGUUAUUCCUCUGUGAAGCAAAGAAUUAAAACGCUGUACAAGACAAAUGGGAAUGAAAACUCGAAUCCAGCCUCUGAGGUCUCUUUAAUAAAGAGCCCUAUUCUGUUGCAUAAUACAUGCAGGACUCCACAACACACUUAUUCCAUACAAGAUGGUGGACGUUCAUUGUUCAGCCCUCCAGUAUCAUCUGAGGUCACGUCAAAGCGGAUUUCGGAAAGUCUUGGGGCUGAGGUGGAUCCAGACAUGUCUUGGACCAGUUCAUUAGCAACUCCUCCAUCAUUGAAUCCAACAGUCAUUAUAUGUAAAGCCAAAGAAAAUAACUUGCCUCAAGACAGGCUGAAGGAAGUACAAGUGCCUUCACUUUUACACAGCAAUUUAAAUACACAAUGCGAUGCAUUUGCUGUUGGUUUAAACAGUGCCUGUGCAAUGCCUGUAAUUGGGGAGGAGGAAAGUGAAGACGUGGAAGCUGUUAAUCAGAAUCAUGUGUCUGAAGAUGACCCCGCCUGCUUAUCUAAAAGGAAAAGUGAAGAUGGGAAGCCAUUUAUUUCUAGGACUGUGUCUGAUGACUCAGUGUCUUUCACUGAGUCCACACAUUUGGGACUAAGAAGAGUGAAAUCCUGUUCUAGAAAGAGAAAGCAAAACUCUACAGUUGGCAAUUUUCAAUCAAACGCUACUAAAACUUUAGCACCUUCCUCUGCUGAUGAAAAGUGUUUGGAAUGCAUCGUGGCUGAAUCAGACUGCAAUGUGUUUUCAAAUAACUUGACUCUUAGUCCAGUUAAAGAAUGCUGUAAGAAACAGAUUGUUUUGAAUGAAGAUAACUUGGGCGUCAAUUUAAACCAGAGUCCUGAUGGUAACUUGAUUGGCAAUAGUUUAGAGAAAGAAUUAUCUGGUCAAAAUUUAACUUCUUCAUCUGACUGGUCUCAGCUGAAUCUGUCAGAACUUGAUGAGAGCCAUUUGAUGAAUGGUUAUUCUGACAUUAUGAAUUCUUCUAAAGAUGCAUUGUGUUUGAAAAGUGUUGGUGAUCGAAAACUCAUUUCUAACGGAGAAGCUAAUAAUCAGCAAUCGGGCAAUGAUUUAGAAGAAAACAUUGAAGGAUCCAGUUCUGUCACCUGCGUAGAUAUAGUUCCAAUAUCACAGAGACCAAUCUCUCAUUCUUUAACAGAUGAAAUAACAAUAACAAAGAUUAAUUUUAAUCAUUGUGCAUUUGCUAAUGAUUUCAGCACAGUUGAUGAAAGCACAGAGAAUUCUGGAGCUGAAGUGAAAGCUAGUACUCCAAAUCAUGCUUGUGGUAGAAUGCAAUUGUCAAAGCUACCCGCUUCUGAAAUUCCUUGCACAGAUUAUUAUAAAAUUGAUGGUUCAACAUCAGUUCAACCAUUUGUUGAUGAAUGGCUAGAUUCAAAUUCAGAAACUGUAGCAACCAGACCUUUUCCCUUUUGCAAGAACGAAAGAGCACAUGUGAAGGAGCCCAUGACUACUUUGGAAGAUCAGAAAGUCAGUUUUACAGACUCUGUCAGUAAUGAUAUACCCUUUCAACCUGCUAUAGAUUCCAGAAUGCUCAGGGAUGGUGUUUACUCUGUGACAUAUUCAGAUGCAGCUAAAAAUCCCUCACUGGUUCAGGAUUUGAUAAAAUGUCAAGUAAAUGAGGAAGACUUCACUUUUUUGCUUUCUAGUCUGAAAGAGCGUCCAAGGAAAUUUGUUUACACUGUGCAAGAUUCUUCAAAUCAUCAAGCACAAAUGAACAUACCUCUAGACAUAAUUGAAUUGCAAAAUAAAACACUAAUUCAGCCGAUGGUACUUGAGCCUUCCUGCAAGUUAUCUGCUCAAGAAUCUAGAAAGCGAAAAAUCAAAGUGGCUACCAGCAUUGUUGAUGAUCCUGGCAUUGAUCGCUCUGAAGCCAAUGAGAAACAUGACACUGAAGCAAAUGAAAAUCUGCAACAGAAUCAUUGUCUUCCAAAGCAGUGUGACAGUGUAGAAAACGAAGUGGUGCCUCAGCAUCUUAAGGAUAAAACUGAUGAAAAUGUAUCCGAUGCUCCCAGUAAUGGCAAGAAUUGGGAUCAUUUUGUGAACAGCAAGCCUGUUUCUUGUGACGGAAGAGAUGGUAGAAUUUUUGCCACAGCUUGUCACACAGUGGCUAAAAAGUUGGCUUUUGAGUCUAAAGUGACGUUGACUAAUAGUUUUGGUGCCCAGGCUGAAGUUGCUGAGGACAGUGAUGUACUUUCGGUUGUUAAAUCUGCUCAUCCGGAGAGGACAUGUGUAAUUCAAAACAAUAUUAUACAGAAUAAGGAGAAGUCUUAUUUUGAGUUUAGAUUUUCACCUUUCUCUGAUGCAAAUCAAAGUCCUUUGCAUUAUAAUUGCAGUACAAGAAAACUUGGUGGAAACACAGCUAUCCAUAAUGAGCUUGACAGCAAUUCUACUUUUUUACCAAUUUCUACACCAUUAUCAACCAAGAAACUGUCCUACACUUCAAUUUUAUCUCAUACAGUAUCUUCUCAAUCUUCCUGUAUCACUAAUAUUUUGCACAAAACAAAGAAACUUUAUGAUCUUAAAUGCAAGGGAACUUUGGGGGAAAAAGUUUGUUUUUCUGAAUCCUGGCAACUAAAACCAAGAGGCAACGCGGAGAUAUCAACAUCAUUGAGUAAAGAGAAACAAUUAGAGGAAAGUCUUGAUACUAACAAGGGGUUACUAAAUGAAAAGCAGCGACUUGACUCCCAUACUUGUGUAGAAGCUGAAAAGAGACCGUGUACUAUUAAUGCAGGUUUCCACAUUGGUAAUAGAAAAAUUGCAGUGUUGGCAUCCACUUUGAAGAGCAGAAAACUGAUCGCUGAAAUAGACAAUGAUACAUUCUUGACUUCUUCAAAACCUGUACUGGUGCAGUCAUUGCCAGAAUGUGAAACAAAAUAUGUAGAAAGUACUUGUACAGAAUGCAUGGAUCUAUCUGGCAUUGAAAUUACUAUGAAUGAAUCUUCUAGUUUGACACCAAGCUGUAUGAAUUCUCUUAAAAGAAAAAAUGAAGCUCUUUCUGCCUCCAACACUGAAGCACAGCUGCAUCAGCCUGCCGAGGUUACUCGACCUUCAAAUUCUGUUGUUCUGAAACAACAGGAUUCAGCCAGAGUGAAAUCUCAGAAUGCACAAGGUGACAUUGGUUCUGUGACAGUGACAAAAGAAAUUUGUACACUUUCAGAAAACACACACAAUCCACUGGUAACUGGAAGUUUUGAAUCUUGUCAACAUCGACUCAGUUGCUCGAAACCCUUUGAACAGUGUACAGAUUUAUCUGCUGAUACCAUUUCGAAAGAAGAGCUUGAAAAUGAAAACUUAAAAAUGAACUCUGCACAGGAAGUUGUUUUUGAAUAUGUCCCUUCAAAAAAUAGAGUCAGGAGUCAAGAAAGAUGUAGUCCUUCCUCUUCAGCCAAAGUGGAGGUUAAAACUAAAUCCCCUGAAUCCAAGUUUACCACUGAAAAUGUUAAACUGUGCCCAUCUGACAAUGGAGCAACACAAACUUUUGAUUCCUCUACAAUCUUCUCUCAGCCAAAGUUGCUUGGAAAAUGCACUUAUUUAACUGGUAGUCAAAUAGAACUAACAGAAUUGUUUCGUGUGUUAGAGGACACAGAUACCCAGUUUGAAUGUAUGCAGUUUAGCAAUCAAUCUACAGUCGAAAUAACAAACAAAGAUACAAACCUUCUGAUUAGUGAGCAUUUAGAUCAGACUUCCCCAGCUCCUCCUUUGGAAAAAUGGAAGGAUGUUAAUUUGGUUAAAAGUUUGGGCCUUGAGACUUCCAUGCACUUAGAUAACAAGUCAUGCAAUACACCACAGCAUGUGGCAUCCUCAAAAAUGAGCACCACAUCUGAAAUCUGUUGUCAGAACAUGAAAGAAAUACAGCAAAUUGUAUCAGAUAAUCUUGUUGAUUCCUUUGCCUUGAGCAAUGGAGAGAAAGAUGCAGCAUCGUCAACAGUACCAAAUGUCUGUGUGAAAGCUAUGGAACUUAGCUCAGAUAUUAAAAUUAAACCAGUUACACUUGGUCAAACAGUUCUAUCCCUGAACGACAACACGACAUUUAAGGGGGAAUACAGAGGAUUUUGUGCAGCAAGUGGGAAUAAAAUAAAGCUUUCUGUACAGAGUCUGAGAAAAGCAGCAAACAUUUUCAAGGACAUUGACAAUGAUCAAACUGCUGCUCAGAAUAAUGCAGUUAAUGGUUUCAGCUAUUUACUGGGCAAUUCUGUUACUAAGUCUGAAAACUUAAUUGAGGAUAAAUCAGAUGAUCAAAAAUCUGUAGAAGCUAACGAGUUGCAUCAGCUAUGUGCAGCUCUUGGCAAUCAUUCAUCUGCUUAUAGUAAAAGUGAGGGUAUAUUGAAAAGUGGACAUAAAAUUGAAAUCCGUGAUAAAUACGUAAGUGGUUUCCAGUCAGUCGGGAGAAAGAGAUUCACUGAAUCUGAAGAAGCAAUGCAAGAUAAAACAGUAUAUUUGACCACUAAAUCAAAUGUCUUGAAAAAUUUUGACACUGAGAACAAAGGGAAACAGAGUACAAUUGAAAAUGCAACUUGGGAAAAGAGCACAUGGCAACCUGCCUGCAGUGGCACUAAAGAUACUGGGAACAAGGAAUUAGGUAACAGUGAAAUAUAUCCUGAAAUGAAGUGUUUCCAGACUGCAAGUGGUAAAAGAGUCACGGUGUCUAAAGGAAACUUGGAUAAAGCAAAACGCUUAUUUGAGACUGAAGAUUUCUUUAACGAAAACUUGCAAAACUCCAAGCUUCCAAUUGAAGUAGCAAAAAAUGCACCUCAACACCCUGAUGAGAGAGUAAAUAUUUUAGAAAGCCAUGUGGUGAAAAAUGAUGUAAGUAUGCAACUCAGUGACCCAAGAGGGAGAAUUCAGACAGAAUUAAAUGUUACAGUUUGCCCUACAUUUAUAGUUCACUCUAAGAGCAAUAUUUCUGAAACUAAUUCCAUUCAAAAUAGGUCACUGUAUGCUGCUCCAGGCACUAGCAUGAAAGGAUUUCAAACUGCUAGUGGUAAGUUAGUUCCUGUAUGCAAAGCAUCUCUUGAUAAAGCAAAAGUUCUAUUUGCUGAGGAGGAUGUAUUGCAUAAACCUAAAAAAGGUUCUACUGAAACAUCUUCAACUGUAUCUGCUUGUCCACAUACAGGUUCAUCGGUAAUUCAGAAUGCAAAGAAGAAACCGUUGAUGAAUGUCCACAGUCCUGAAUUGCUUCACCAUAUCAAUUCUAAAAGUGAAUUGCAUCCGUUUUCUUUUCAAAGCAAACCUGUGUCUGAGCAUUCGAAUCUGUCCAAUAGUACAGAAAUGAGAGGUUUCCAGACUGCUAGUGGUAAAAGAGUCAAUGUGUCAGAAAUGGCCUUAAGUAAAGGAAGGGCUUUAUUUGUUGAAGAGGAUUUUAAUAAAUUGGGAAUUCAAGACUAUUUAAUAUCAUCCAUAGAUAAUAAAAAUGUGCUUUCUGAGGACAAUAUUUUAAAUGAUAAAGAAGCUAACCUUCCACAGAGGUUAAAUAUGACUCAUCUGAUGACUGUUCUUCCAGUUAAGCAAUCAUUAGAGUUCUUCACUGCAAAUGGCGACAUUGUUUCAGGAAGUGAGACAAAUGUGAAAUAUGUGCAAGAAAAAUUUUCAGCUGAUGAGCCUGGGGACAGCAAAAUUUCAAUUUCAGAUCAAGAUGCUUUUGAUGUAUCUAAGCCUUCUCAACAGUUUUUAAAUACAGGAUCUAUUGCUUUUGGUACAGCAAGUGGCAAGUCUGUAUGUGGUUCAGAAGAGUCUUUGAAGAAAUGUAAACACUUAUUUAAUGAUGUGAGAGUUAGUGAAAAAAUUAAGAUUAUGGACAAUGGUAUGACCUCCAAGGAAAAGCAAGGAGAAGAAACAUGGAAUCCAGACACCUCCAUCAAAAAGGCAUUUCUUGGGUUCAACACAGCAAGUGGAAAAUCUGUUUUUGUUUCUGAUGAUGCACUUCAGAAAGUUAAGCAUGUGUUAAAAGAAUUUGACAAUAGUGAUUCUUCUAUAAUUAGCUCAAAAGCUGCAUUUUGCAAAAAUCCUCAAAUGCUGUUAACAUCCACCUGUUCUUCAUCAUUGUUUUCUAACGCUGCUAUGAGCAGGGACCAAGCAUGUGAAGAAGAAAGUUCAGAAUUGAUUCAUAAAUCAUCAAAUAACUCUGCAGAGAAUAUUUCGGUCUUGCAAAAUUCUCCCCAGGUAGAGUUAAAUGAAAGAGAGAUAGACAGAUCUACAAGAAAUUUUGCAGAUUAUUCAAAUAAGAGUGUUUUCAUGUCUGGCUUUCAAACUGCUAAAGGGAAAAGAGUAAUGGUAGAAGAAAGUAGUUUAGCUGCAGCAAGAAUGCAUUUAGCUUCAACUGAAAAUGGUGAAUUGGGUCAUUCUCCUGAGAGAGUAAAUAUGCCCACUGGAAGCAGAAUUAAAUCAAUUUCCACCAUGAACAAUGAAUCUGCAUGUAUAGUGCAUGCUUUGAAUUGCAAACAUAGCAUGUAUCCCAAUAUAUUGGAAAACAACAUGGCAAAAGUAGCUGUGGAGGGUUUAAACGCUCUGGUGAAAGAUGAUAAACCUUUUGAUACUACACCACACAAGUCAUUUCGAAAAUCCUAUGGCAGUAUCAAUCAAUCUGUUAGACCAAACUUAAAAACGGGAAAAAGACUCCGAUCAGAAGGAAAGACUACAGCAGGGGAACCUCUCCCAAAAAGGCAGCUGCUAUCUGAAUUUAACAGAACUAUACACAGUGAUCGCAAAGUUGAAUUCAAACCUUUACUAUGUAAUCCUGAAGGAGUACUUUGUGACCGAAGGAAAUUCAUGUAUAUUGUCCCAGUGAAAUCUGUUGCUUGUGGUCUAUCUAUAGACAAAAGUGCUUCAAACAGAAUUCAUCAGCAGUCGAUUUCUCCCAAUGUCACGUUCCCUAUCCAAGAAAACUCAAUUCAGCAUAAUUUGUGCCUUCAACAUGAAGUCAGUUCACUGAAAGGACAACGGGCAGUAUUCAAACCUCCAUUCCAUUGCAUUGAGCAGAACAGCAGUGGACAGACUACAUCAAAGCCAGCAAAGAUUUUUGUCCCACCAUUCAAAACUGUUUCAAAUUCAAGUCAAAUGGAAAGCCAAGAUAAUGUGAAAUUCAUCAAUUCUUCAAUUCCAGCUGAAAUAGGGAUUUCAGCAAAGGCUAUGAAUCUCAAUACACUGGUGCAAGAGGACAGCAUAUUAAAACAUAAUUCAGUACUACCUAGAAAUAUUCAAGACGAACUCCAGUCAGUGUCUGAUACUUCAGAAGAACUUCAACCUGCUGCUGAAGGUAUCUCUAGGACAGUUCAGAACCUGAGAUGUGCAAGAGGUCUUCAGGAGAAGAGGUUAAUCCAGAAGCAAAAGCAAGUUAUUCGUCCACAGCCAGGGAGUUUGUACAGGAUUAAAAACUCUGGUGGACCAAGACUGUCUUUGCACUCAGCAGUUGAAGGGAAACUUCCAACCUCUUUCACAGAAGAGCAGCUAUACACUUACGGAGUCAGCAGAGGUACUUUGAAGGUACGAGCAGAAAAUGCCGAAUCAUUUCAGAUCAACAGUCGAGAAUUUUUCAGCGAGGAACUGGUUAAAGCUGGAAAUGGAUUGCAGCUUGCUGAUGGUGGUAGGCUUAUACCUGACGAUAAUGGAAUGGCAGGAAAAAGUGAAUUUUACAGAGCUCUUUUAGAUUCUCCUGGUGUAGAUCCCAGAUUAAUUAAUGAAGCUUGGGCCUACAAUCAUUAUAAAUGGUUAGUGUGGAAAUUUGCAGCAAUGGAGAUAGCAUUCCCCAAAGAGUUUGGUGGCAGGUGCCUGACACCAGAAGCAAUUCUUCUGCAACUUAAAUACAGGUAUGAUGUAGAGAUUGAUCAGUGUUAUCGAUCUGCCUUGAAAAAAAUUAUGGAAAGGGAUGAUGUGGCAGCAAAAACACUUGUGGUUUGUAUUUCUAAGAUAAUAUCAAUGGGAACAAAAUCAUCUCAAAAUAACCCAGAUCUUGAUGAUGCAACUAAACAGUCAAAAACUGUAACUGACAAGUGCAUCAUCGAAGCAAAGAAGGUUGUGCACUUUGGAGUUGUUGAAGUCACUGAUGGCUGGUACGGAAUUAAGGCCCUUCUGGAUCUUCCACUCACAUCACUUCUGCAGAAAGGAAGACUUGUAGUUGGUCAAAAAAUCAUUGUCCAUGGGGCAGAGCUUAUUGGGUCACCGGAUGCUUGUACACCGCUGGAAGCUCCAGAAUCACUAAUGAUAAGAAUUUCAGCCAAUGGUACCAGAUCAGCUCGAUGGUAUGCUAAGCUAGGAUUUCACCGUGAUCCUCGACCUUUCCCAUUACCAAUAUCUUCUCUCUUUAAUGAAGGUGGAAUGGUUGGUUGUGUUGAUGUAAUUGUUGUUCGAGUUUACCCUAUGCAGUGGAUGGAAAAGAAAUCCAACGGAACGUAUGUAUUUCGGAAUGAACGGGCUGAAGAACGAGAGGCUCAGAUACAUUAUGAAAAUCAGCAGAGAAAGUUGGAACUGUUGUAUGCCGACACUGAAGCUGAACUGCAAGAACGAUAUGGAGUUGACAAAAAGAAAAGCAGAGAACACAAAGUGGAGAAGUUAAGUGACCAACGGAUCAUGAUGCUUCAAGAUGGUGUAGAUUUGUAUGAAGCAAUUCAGAAUUCUUCAGAUCCAUUAUCUGUUGAGGUAAUCAAAUGUUUUUUAAUUUUGUGGACUUUUAUGUGGAAACCCACUCAUUUUUCUUCCAAAAUAGUUUAUAUGUUAAGUAUCUGGCGCCCAGUUGCUGAUCUACGUUGCCUCUUGAAGGAGGGUGGAAGAUAUUGUAUCUAUUAUUUGACCACAUCAUCAUACAAGAAUCGGCUAAACCAUGCUGAUCUGCAGUUGACUGCCACAAAGAAAACUAGAUACCAACAGCUGCAGCCAUCUCCCGAAGUGUUGGAAAAACUCUAUCAACCGAGGCAGGCAGUGGCCUUUAGAAUGCUCGUUGAUCCAUUCUUUAGAGCCUUUUGCAAGGAGGUGGACUUAGCAGGAUAUGUGAUCCACAUUUUGGGAAAAUCAGGUGUACCUACAACUGUGUACCUGGCUGAUGAAAACCAGGAUCUGGUGGCUGUAAAGAUUUGGGGAGGUUUAGGCCAGCUGGUUUUGGAAGAUACCAUCAAACCAGGUGCCUUGGUUGGUGCAAGCAAUUUACAGUGGAAAUCAUGUAGGUACAUGGGUAUUCCUACUCUGUCCACUGGGGAUCUUUCCAGCUUCUCUGCAAACCCAAAGGAAGGACAUCUACAGGAAAAGUACACUCAACUGCAACUUUCUGUUCAGAAUCUACAGAGUUUCAUUAAGAAAACUGAGGAAAAGGUGAUGACUGUGCUUGAAACAGUAAAUACUCCAAGGACAUCCAGAGAUUUGGGUACUCAUCCAUUUGUUCCUACUCAAAGGAUAUCGGGCUCUGUUUCAGAUAGUAGCACUCUGCAUACACCAUCUAAUUCUGAAAGUAAGAAACAGAUACUUUCACCAUCUGUAGAAUUUGGAUCGGGACCUGCUUUGUGUAUUACAGAAGCAACAUCUAGUGAUUCGAUAGCAAAUUUGAAGAAGAAGAAACUUAGUUUUUUGUCUCGGAUUCCUUCUCCUGCUCCAUUGUCUCCCCUUUGUAGUUCUGUUUCACCAGCUGUACAGAAAGGCUUUAAACCACCAAGGCGAUGUGUUAUCCCUCAAAACCAUGAAGCAACAAUUCAAGCUGGAACUAAUAAACUUUCCUCUUUGAAGAGAACUGCAGUUUCCAAAAUAGCUGAUGAUAAUUGGGUCACGGAUGAAGAACUUGCAAUGAUAAACACUCAGGCACUUCGAGAAGGUUGGGAAAAUGGACACAGUAAAAAUGAGGAAGGAAAGAUUACAAAGACACAAAUGAUCAUUCCAAAGAGUAUUACCUUUUCAUCUGAAAAUAUUAAAAGUCACCUUGACAUUAAUCUUGGGUCUCAAACUUCAAAAAUAGCUGAGGACAACUGGGUUACAGAUGAGGAACUUGCAAUGAUAAAUACACAGGCACUUUUUGAAGGUUGUGCUAAUGAGAGCAAUGAAAGGGACAGAGAAAAGAUUCAAAGAUCCCAAAUUGUCAGUAGUAGGAACCUUGCCUUAUUGCCACAAAAUGGUGAAUUUGGGAGCAAAGUUUCCAAGAUUGUUAAUAAUUCGAUUACAGAUGAAGAACUUGCGAUGACAAAUAUACAAGUGCCUUGUGAAUGUUGUGUUAACGGGAGCUGUGAAAAUAACAAGGGCUCAUGUGAAAAGGUGCAAAUUGUCAGUUCUAAUGACUCUACAUCUUUGCAGCAAAAUGACGAAACAUUGCUUGAAUGUGAAUUUGAGACAGUCAUUGCUUCACUAAAUAAAAGUUCACCUGUUGUCUCUCAGUCCAAAAGAAGGCGCACAAAUGAAAUUAAUAUGGGAAAUUCAAAUGAAGACACUUGUCAAUCUGAAAGAAAAAUUGGCCCUGCACAAAACACUGGUUGCGACAAAGUUGAAGCUCAGGUUGAGGAUGAUUUACAUAACAAACAGGUUUUGCCUUGUAAAUGGCAGAGGAAUAGAAAAUAAAAAUUGAGGUUCUUUUCCACUACAUUUAGAGUACAUAUUGUUGAGGACUGAAUGUUCUAUUUAAAGUGAUCUAUGCUCUGGUGUUCCCUACAUUAGUGUGUAAGGUUUGUAAAUGCAACUUGUACUGGUUUUGAAUAAACUAUUUUCUUUAUA